AUUUCAGUCUCUCCUGAAUCGUCGUAGGCUAUAGCCGGUCCUGGGUUCGUGCAGCUCUACACGUGACUUACGUGUUUUACUACUCGGUCUUUUUGGCGCCUCAAUAUAACGGGAGUGAUUCAAAAAAGAAAAAAUAAUUGUCAAUUAUUGAAUUAUAUUUUAUUUAAAUUUGAACGGUACAUUUUUUUCAUAUUAUGAAUACUGUUGUCAACGAUAUCAAGAGCAGUCUUGCCGUUUUUUAUGCACUUUUAUUAACAGUAAUCACCACCAAAGUAAGAGCAGGAUAUGCCCAUUGCACCGCUGACGAGUUGAUGCGGUGCGCCAAGCCUCUUUCAGUAUUGGAUUCCGGACUCACUUUGGUCUCGACCAAAGCUGAUUUGGAAAGCAUCUGCCCGGACUUGAGGGACGCAAUUAAUUGCAUUCACAGAUAUACGAGGUUUUGCAUGAACCUGCAGGACAGGAAGCAUUUCAAAAGAUUGUUUCACGGCACUGGAGAAAUGGUUAACAAUUUGUGCAAGAACGGAACUUAUCAAGAAGAAUUCCUAAAGCACGCUCCCUGUAUGCAAAAAGUCGAACCAGAGAAUGAAGUUUGCUUUAAACAGUAUACGAAAAAAAUGAAUGAAAUUGAAGCAAAAACGCCUAUGGAAGCCAUAACUGCAGAAGAUUUGACUGCUUACAAAACGUCGUUGAAAAGAAAAAGGGAUGCGGCUGAUGAGGGAAUUAAAAAUGUUUGCUGUUCGUUUCAAGAAUACGUGCAAUGUUCUACGGAAGUAACAGGCAGAGAAUGUGGAUCAGAAGCAGCCGAGUUUAGUAAAAAGUUCCUAGACAAAAUGUCAUCUUCAAUGAUACAGCUCCAUUGUCAAAACUACGGCCAUAGAGAGUGCGGACUAGUGUCCUCGUCAUCGAACACAAUAGAAAAUAAUUCGUUAUUAGCCAUAUUAGUUCUCACAGUGCUCUCUGUAAUAGUCCGAUAAAGCAACCCACUCUUCUCCUGUACAAAAUUAGUUUAUUAAAGAUCGAGAGAGCGUUUACAAAACAUUCCUAAAACAUAAAGACAUCCUAGAAUAAAAAUAAAUGUUCUCUCCCUAAACCUGAAUCCAACCAAAUAGAAUUUGUGUGAGACAAGAGAUUUGCACCAAAUUUUUAUUUUUUUAUGUUGUAAUUUGUACAAUAAUAAUUAAACAGUCAAAAUCAGCUAAAUUGUGUUCAUUAUAUUAAUUUGUGUAUCCCAGUACUGUCAUGCAAGUGAAACUUUGCAUUAGAAAAAUUGUAGUUUUUAAGUUUUUCUUUAUAAUAAAGACUGAUAACGUUAGAGAGAAAGUUCACUUUCAUGACAGUAUGUAUUCUUCCACUAUUUAUUAAAUCAAAUUAUGCAAAGAAAACAAACCAUAUAGGCAUUAGGGUGCAAGGUGGAAUCUCCUACAAAAGAGUGAAUGAUUUAAAAUAAACAUUAAUUUAUUAUACUUAUUUAUAAAGUUAGUAGUUUUAAAUAAAAAAAUUGAUUUUUCAAAAAAAAAAAAACAUAUUUUCCCAUUCCAACCUACUAAUAUAAUGAAUUAUGUACUUGGCCAUCCUGCAUAAAUAAAUUAAGUAGAAUAAAGAAAAGUACAACUUCGUUAAAUAAAUUCAAAAAUUUUAUAAAAAAAUGUAAAAUUGAACAUUAACAAAUAAAAUUAUUGUUUUGUUACACGUAAGGACUUUCAUUUCAGUCUUAGAUCUUUUUAUUUUCCUGAAACUUCUAUUCUGAACAGCAGUAGUUUUGCUGCUGCUUCCUAGAUGAUGCUGCUAGCAGUCGUGGAAAAUCAAUCAAACAAUAAAAUCCAUAGGUAGAUAUUUUACUUGUAAUUCUAGCAGGAGCUACGAACUUUUCCAUUUUGGAAGUUUCCAGAUGGGUUUAUAGAAGGUUACAAGUUUAUUACCAAUUUCACAUGGGGAUGGAUAAAAAUAACUUAACAUUUCACAGCAAUUAUUAUACUUGUUUAUUUCUUUUUUUUAUUUUUACCCUACAUUUAAUAAGUUUGUAUACAUCAUAACUAACUGUAGUAAAAGACCAUUUCAUAGUCCAGAAAAAAUGUUGGGGAUGAGUACAAACAGCUUUUACACCUGUAUUGUAAGAACUGCUUAUUUACAAUUAUUAAGGAUAAUAUAGAGACACAAAUAUUGAAAGAAUCAAUCUGAAUGAUUUCAGCCAUGUCAGCGGCACAAAAUUACUUCUAAGGACAAAAGUGCUCCCGAUCUAGCAUCCUUAAAAUUAUUUAUUUAUUAUUAUUAUCCACUACAAGACGCUCUAUUAUAGAAAAUAACAAUUAUUCUAUUAUCGAGACACCCUGUGUAGAUUGUAGAUAAAUGGAUGUUACCAAGUUUUUUUUUGUUUUUUGGUGCGAGUUUUGUACUUCCACAUUAUUUUUUUUUACAAUUUUGCUAAUUUUUUUUUUUUGACAAAACCAUUUAACAUUAUUUACAAAAUGUAUACGUUUCAAUCAUGCAAAAAAACUAUUCUACCAAAAUAAAGUAACUUAAUAAAAAAACACUUGGGAAAAAAAUGCGUCUAAAUUAACUAAAAUUCAUUUAACCCUGGAACUACAUCAAUUCUAGAUCACAUGAUUCCUAUAAGAAUGAAUUCAUAAUGCGUCAGACAAAAGGUUCUGUAUUUUAUUUAAAUUUGAACCAAGGCACCUAAUUACAUACAGUUUCCAGUUAAUACUAACAAAGAAGUAUAUUUAAAAUUUUCCAAAUAACACACCAAAAUAAUAAUUGAAAAUAUUGCACGGAUUUGGAAAAUUAUUUACCUAAAUUUUGUGCUAAUCUUUCACAAGUUUAUAAAUUAUGUACAAAGUUGUUCUAAUUAAAAAAGCAUUCUGUAAAAAGUUUAAAGACUAACGUCGUGCAAAUUGAUGCGGAUUCAGCUCCAAUUUACCUAUUUAUCAGUUAACUCUUUGAGAAACUACCUAAAAAAACUCGGUACCGCUGUUACAAUUAUUUCUUGAUCCCUUACAAUAAAUACGUCAGUUUUAUUGCCGUACCACAAUUAUCUAAAUGAAACAAAUACCUUGCGUCAAAAGAAGUCUAAAAAGCAACAUCUGAACUAAAGAUCCUAUAUGUUUUAAUAGCAGUGGCAACAUCGCAUUUAUUGUGUGCUGUGAUUAGAAAGGAGAGGGACAAAUAAUAAUAACUACUAUUAGGAAACUUUUGCAUACAUACUGUUAACUUUGCUGAUCUGGGAACAAAUGGUCUCAAAAUCUAAACUGAAUUUUUUUAUUUCUGAACCAUGAAAAGUAGGAAUCAAAUUUUGAAUGAUACUAUAGCCGUAGAUUCUGAGACCAUUUCAGUAUCUUUGGGCGAAAACUACAGAUGUUUAACGUUAUAAAUAAUAAAGGAGAUCUAUUCUGUCUCGUAUUUGGGCUCCAAAAGACGUUGCCGCUUGAUCUCCGGACCGUCCAUUUCGCCGGAACUCGACGGGCUGCCCACGCUUUGCUCUUCCAAGUGUCUUUUAAUGUCUAAUCCUAUAUAACUGUUAUUGC
Molecule: messenger RNA, 3521 nt
Organism: Ceutorhynchus assimilis (cabbage seed weevil)
Lineage: Eukaryota; Metazoa; Arthropoda; Insecta; Coleoptera; Curculionidae
Source: the annotation of a GenBank genome assembly